GAGCUUUUCCCUUGGUGGAAAAAUACCUGUACCUUUGACGAAACAACAUUAUCGGAAUUCUCCCCCAAAAUAGUGCCAAUGUAGUGCCAAUCGGUUGUUGUUUUUAUUUAUAUACCCAUAAUCGCAACGAGAAACAAAACCUUUUACUUAUCAUGCUAGAAAUAAGAGUAACAAGCAUUUGUUCCUAACGCAGUAAUACGCAGCCAAAGUGAAUUGUUCAAUCCUACACCUGGAUGAUAACGUGGAAAUGAACGCAUCGCUGAAAAACGAUAGCACCGAACGGAAGGGCCAUUUUUCAGCACGGAAACCAUUGAUGGAUUUAUUGUAGUGCCAUUUAUUACAAAAAUAUCAACGUAUACAACCAACAGCACAACAGCUUUUGCAACGCGCACAACGAAGAGAUUUUCCCUCGUGGGUGCUAAACCAUGAGCAACCGGGGCUCAGCAUGAAAUGGAGUACAGACAUCGGAACAGUGGGAUAGGGUUGUUCCAGUAUCGCAUUCAGUAUUAUCGAGACUACGAAGAGGGCACACUGCAACCGGCAGACGAUAGUUGCAUUUAUUUGAAGGAACUAGACCACUAUCGAACCAAAGCCAAAAUACCAUCGGAUCACGCACAGUCCAACCGGAAGCUGCCGCUAUGUUAUCCGGUCACCAAAACCGAAACACCGAAGCUCGAGACUGUCCCGCCAACCGAUUCCAACAAGAGUUCUUCCCACGAAAGGGCAGAGAUGACUGUUAGCGCACUUCCCGGAUCAGUCAAACUGGAAGGAUGGGGCCCAGAGAAAAAGGUCGUCAUCGAGAAAACGGAAAAAUCGUCCUUCGGGUUUAGUAUCGUCGGUGGAAAGGUCAAUGUGGGAGGUGAUGUUACAUCGGGAUUGUUUAUCAAAAGUAUCAUCCCGGACAGUCCGGCCGAUAAGUGCAGUGAACUGAAGAUCGGAGAUCGAAUACUAGCAGUGAACGAGAACAGUUUGGAGAAUGCUUCUCAUGAGAAAGCCGUCAAUUACAUUAAAACUGCCAACGAUCGCAUCGUCCUAGUCGUUCAGAGUUUGGAGCGCAACGUAAGAGAAACCAAUCCAAUGGUGCUCCAGAAGAAAGUUCCACCACCAGUAACUCCGUCGAAAACGCCCGAAGUGGAGUACAUACAAGAUGGCAAACCAAAGAAAGAAACCGUCGCAACACCGGCGGAGGACAACAAGACACUCACGGUUCCGAAAGCACGCCAAGAAUCUACCGAUUCGGAAAAUUCUUCAGACGACGAAGAAGAUAGCCGCGAGUUGGAGGGAAAAACAUUUACCAAAGCCGGUGUUGAGAUCGAUCGCGCCUCUGCCGGCAACACGAAGCUUGGUGAAGAAGAUCCCGAGGAGGAAGAUGACUAUGGCUAUACGAUGAAGAAGAUAAAGAAGCGUUACUCCGCCUUGGGCGAAGUGGACUGCUGUACGAUUUUGCGUGACAACAACGAAACAUGUGGUCUGUCUCUGUGCGGUCACCGCGACCGUACCCGCAUGGCUUGUCUUAUUGCUGGCAUCAAUCCGAAGGGAGCUGCAGCCGGAACAUCUCUGGUGGUUGGAGAUGAAGUGUUGGAGGUUAACGGAACAGUUCUGCACGGACGAUGCCAUCUGAACUGUUCGGUGAUCAUCAAAAAUCUUGCCAGUCCAACCCUGAAGUUCAUUGUGCUAAGGAAAAAGACAUCCCCGGAAGAGCUGGCGGUGAAACCGGUGAAACAUUUUCCCACCGACUUCGACUAUACCGAUAAUAUCAUGGAGAAAUUUAAGGACGUUAAAACAAUCACGGUGAAAAAGGGCACUUCCAGUUUGGGCAUUAUGAUCAUUGAAGGCAAACACUCCAUCGCCGGCCAAGGCAUAUUCAUAUCCGACAUCCAGGAAGGAUCGACAGCGGAAAAGAGUGGUCUGAAGAUCGGUGAUAUGCUGCUGGCGGUCAAUCGGGACUCGCUGCUAGGCUGCAACUACGAAACGGCAGCCGGAUUGUUGAAGAAGGCGGAAGGUGUCAUCACGCUAAAGAUAUGCAAUCCUAACAAAGAGAAGGAUACCGAUAAGAAGGCCAACGGUGAAGCGGGAGCCGGACCGGGAACGACCCCGAAUAAGAAAAAACCGGAAGAGAUGGCCACAUUAGCCGCUAGCCGUGCGGGUACACCGCACGGCACCAAGCCGGAAGCCUCGCCAACGAAAGAGGUUGUUGAUCCGUUGAAAGCACCGAUCAAUGAGAACGAAUUUACGGUGAUCGAUAUCCUGACCGAGGGUAAACCGUUGGGCAUCAUAGUAGCCGGUGGCUGUGAUUCAUUGGUGAAGUCUGGAGCUGCCGUAAUGGACAUUUUGCCCCAAAGUGUGGUGGAGAAGGAUAAUCGGCUGCAGAUAUUUGACCAGCUGGUAGAGAUCAAUGGCUUCAAGGUCAACAACACGUGUACCAGCGAAUCCAUCAAGCGUGCCAUCAAACAAUUACACCCAAAGGUUCGUUUGAUCGUUUAUCGUGCCAGCCCACCACCGACGGAAACCGUCGAGGUAGAUCUGAUGAAAAAAGCGGGCAAAAACCUUGGACUAACGUUCCGUGCCGGCAAUCCGAAAGGAAUCGUUAUCACUGGACUGGUACCUGGCGGAUCAGCUGAAUUCGAUGGACGCAUACAGGUGGGAGACGUAGUGUCGCAUAUCAAUGGCGACAGCCUGGAGGCGGGCGGUAUCGAACAGUGUGCCUCACUGUUGAAAACUGCCCAGGGCAAGGUGGGUCUGCGCAUUUUGCGACCGAAGCUAAAGGAACGAUCCGUUUAAGUCUUCUUCAACAGUAACAGUAUGGCAUCGUCGCUCGUAGGCGGGCGCGCGAGUGCUUUAGUGUGCAAUUGAUAAACCACUAGAGAUUUGUACAUAGAGAAUUGAAUGCUUGCAACAUAUGCUCACGUCACUCACACACGUACACUAUUGAUAUUUUUAGCCGAAUAAAUAUUCUGUUAUAGAAAUAGACAAA
Molecule: messenger RNA, 2974 nt
Organism: Anopheles funestus (African malaria mosquito)
Lineage: Eukaryota; Metazoa; Arthropoda; Insecta; Diptera; Culicidae
Gene: inaD
Product: inactivation-no-after-potential D protein
Exons: 18
Coding region: 451-2781 (776 amino acids)
Molecular function (GO): protein binding
Source: RefSeq, a predicted model, not a curated record